Molecule: messenger RNA, 6081 nt
Organism: Leucoraja erinaceus (little skate)
Lineage: Eukaryota; Metazoa; Chordata; Chondrichthyes; Rajiformes; Rajidae
Gene: sema6a
Product: sema domain, transmembrane domain (TM), and cytoplasmic domain, (semaphorin) 6A
Exons: 20
Coding region: 1411-4524 (1037 amino acids)
Biological process (GO): semaphorin-plexin signaling pathway; positive regulation of neuron migration; negative chemotaxis
Molecular function (GO): chemorepellent activity; semaphorin receptor binding
Source: RefSeq, a predicted model, not a curated record
GAGAGGAGGAAUGAAGGGAAAGGGCGAAAGGGAGAUACACUUUACAGGGGGUAAAGAUAAAAGAGGGUGCAGGGAGAUGUGGGCAAUUUUAAGCAUUUGAUAUGUUUUAAAGUGUCCGGCAUUAGCAGUAUUCCUCUGGAGAAUGCCGCGCAGUGUUUCUGCAGCCAUUAAGUUUGCUGACGGUCCUGCUGGGUAUUACAAUGAGGAAAGCGGGAGACGUACCUGCCGCAUUAGGAAAUAGCAGCACGCACUGGUAACAUCGGUUUGCGAAGAGCCAGUGUACACAAGACGAAGUUAUUUAUAUUUAAAAAAAAUCACUGUGCUUGUUAAAGGAAAAGGGCCUUUCUGUUUUGUAAUUUGCGUAGAAGUGAAACUUGACAUGAGAAUAUAAACCAGCAUCUGCAGUUCCUUCCUACGCAUAAUAAUUUAGUUUUUGGUUUGCUGAAGUUGUAACGUAUUUCGUGCUCUCACUCCCCCCAUGUUUGUGUCUCUUUCUUGCCUUUCUAUCUUUUAUUGUUCUUUUUUGUUGCAAUUACCUCGCGGUCGUUUGUGAACCAGCCUGUGGGUCAUUUCACAUAUUUACUGCCACCCACUUUAUAGCCCAGGUGUUCAUUCCCUCCGUUACUUUCCCUCCCAACUUAAAUAUCCCCAUGCGACGAAGUAAUAUGUCCGCAAAACUUAAUUUAAACAAAAGCAGUUGCAGACAAGCGAAUACAACUUAUUUUCAUGUUUGCAACUGACCUUUUCGUUUAGCAAUGUAUUCUAUUUCGCAUUUCCUAUCGUUGCACUGUUCCAAUGGUCUAAAUACAGAAGAAUACUUCUACCUGCAAUUGUUAUGAUUUUAAUCUGCCAUUGUUUUUAAAUCUCAGAUGUCAACAAACGCGUGAAUAAAAUUAAAAGGGGGGGGGGGGGUGGAGUAUGAAAAUGCGUGUCGAUAGCAUUGCAUAAAUGAAAACAAAAUCAGCUUUGCUUUGCAAGUAAGGAGGUGUUUUAAGGAUAGAUUGCAAUCCACAUGUUGAAACUGUCAAUGGUAGAUUAACAGGAUAUAUCUCAGUGCUGAAAAAACGGAUUGGCUCUUAAACCAAUCCCGGCGAACUGAUCAUUUCCAAAGUGUCAAUUGCUGUACGGCUGUGAGGAUUUCUUUUUAUUCAAUUUCGCAUGAAGUUGGAAAUGAUUUCCUAAAAUGCCUGCAUAAAUGCUGAACAGAUGAUCUAGGACCGGAUUUGGGCGCGACUGGGGAACAGCCUCCCCGCUGCUGAGUGCAAAGCGUUGGUUCAGUCCGAAGAAAUAAAUUCCAGGCCGGGUUUUGAUCGCUGCCUCUUGCAAAGCGGAUAGCCAGUGACAGCUGGAGUUUGAAGGCAAGGAUGAGGGCUUAAGUGAAAAUAAAAAACAGAAGCUAGUUGUGCUAUUAUGAAGUCUGAAGCCUUGCUGCUAUAUUUUUCACUACUACAUUUUGUUGGGGCUGGUUUCCCUGAAGAUUCUGAACCUAUCAGUAUUGCACAUGGCAACUAUACAAAACAAUAUCCGGUAUUUUUGGGUCACAAGCCAGGACGAAAUAACACACAAAGGCAUAAACUGGACAUUCAGCUGAUUGUGAAAAUGAAUCGAACGCUCUACAUUGCUGCUAGAGACCACAUUUACACCGUUGAACUGGAUACGUCAUUCAAAGAGCAGAUUAAUUUUAACAAAAAGUUAACCUGGCGAUCCAAACAAGCUGACAUAGACAUAUGUAGAAUGAAGGGAAAACAUAAGGAUGAAUGCCACAAUUUCAUUAAAGUGCUUCUGAAGAGAAAUGAUGAUACCUUAUUUGUCUGUGGGACAAAUGCAUUUAACCCUUCAUGCAGAAACUACAAGUUGGAGACCCUGGAAGUCCUUGGAGAUGACAAUAUCAGUGGAAUGGCAAGGUGUCCGUAUGAUCCAAAACAUGCAAACGUUGCACUAUUUGCUGAAGGUAAGCUUUAUUCAGCAACUGUAACAGACUUCCUUGCAAUUGAUGCUGUUAUAUAUCGUAGCCUUGGAGAAAGUCCAACACUACGGACAGUAAAACAUGACUCAAAAUGGUUGAAAGAACCUUACUUUGUCCAGGCUGUGGAUUACAAGGAUUAUAUCUAUAUCUUCUUUCGAGAAAUAGCAGUAGAAUACAACACCAUGGGAAAGGUUCUCUUCCCACGAGUGGCUCGGGUUUGCAAAAAUGACAUGGGAGGUUCUCAGAGAGUAUUAGAGAAGCAAUGGACAUCCUUUGUCAAGGCUCGUCUCAACUGUUCAGUACCAGGGGAUUCACAUUUUUACUUCAACAUCCUGCAGUCAGUGACUGAUGUCGUACGUAUUUAUGGUCGCGAUGUGAUUCUAGCAACAUUUUCUACACCAUAUAACAGCAUCCCUGGCUCAGCGGUCUGUGCGUAUGAUAUGGAGGACAUUGCCACUGUUUUUACUGGUCGAUUCAAAGAGCAGAAGUCUUCUGAUUCCACGUGGACCCCUGUCCCUGAAGAUCGAGUUCCUAAGCCAAGGCCAGGUAGUUGCGCAGGAUCACCGUCUCUGGAAAGAUACAUCACCUCCAAUGGAUUUCCAGAUGACACCCUCAACUUCAUUAAAACACACCCUCUACUGGACGAAGCUGUCCCCUCAAUUUACAAUAGACCAUGGUUUUUGAGGACAAUGGUCAGGUAUCGAUUGACUAAAAUAGCAGUGGACACUGCAGCGGGCCCAUGCCAGAAUUACACCGUGGUGUUUCUUGGAUCAGAGAAAGGAAUCAUCUUAAAAUUCCUGGCCAAAGCAAAUAUGGGCUCCAUCAAUGAUAGCAUCUUCCUGGAGGAGAUUAAUAUCUACAAUGUAGAAAAGUGCAGUAUUGAUGGUGUGGAAGAUAGAAGAAUCGUGGGAAUGCUGCUUGAUAAACCCAGCAAUGCUCUGUUUGUGGCCUUCUCCACUUGUGUCGUGAGGAUGCCUCUUGCUCGAUGUGAGCGGCACAACAAGUGCAAAAAGGCUUGUGUUGCCUCUCGGGACCCCUACUGUGGUUGGCUGAAGGAGGGAUCAUGCGUGCAGCUGUCACCGACAACUAAAUCAUCAUUUGAACAGGAUAUCGAGCACGGGAACACAGAUGGUCUGGGAGACUGCCAAAACUCCUUUGUGGCUCUGAAUGACUUAUCAACCACUCCACAAGGUCAUGAAAUGUCUCGUGAUACAAUACAUGGCUACUUCAGCUCUGCCUUUUCCACUACCACCCCUCCUACAGCAAUUAAGGAGGGUUAUGAUGCCCAGGGGCGGAUGCUGGAUCAGAAGAAUGUUAUUGCGUCCUCAGAAAUCAUUGACCCAAAUGUGAUUAACCCUCCACACAUUCACCAUGAUACCAACGGAGUAAUCCGUGAAAGUUACCUCAAGGGUCAUGAUCAGCUUGUUCCAGUCACCCUUUUGGCUAUUGCAGUUAUUCUCGCCUUUGUCAUGGGGGCAAUUUUCUCAGGAAUAAUUGUUUACUGCAUUUGCGAUCACCGCCGUCGGGACAUUGAUGUGGACCAAAGGAAAGAGAAAGACCUGCCUCGAUCUCGCAAGGAUUCCAUGGCCAGUGUCACGAAGCUCGGGGUCCUGUUUGAUGCUCAGACAAAGGAUCCAAAGCCAGAAGCUCUGCUCACUCCUCUGAUGCACAACGGUAAAAUCGUAACACCAAAUGGCACGACUAAGAUACUGAUCAAAGCCGAUCAGCACCAUUUGGACCUGACGGCCCUGCCCACUCCAGAGUCAACGCCAACCUUGCAGCAAAAGCGAAAACUGAGCCGUGGCAGCAGCCAGUGGGAGAGGAACCAGAACCUAAUCAAUGCCUGCACUAAAGACCUGGCCUCCAUGGGGUCGCCAGUGAUUCCCAUGGAUCUUCCCCUCCGUGCCUCCCCCAACCACAUUCCGAGUGUUGUGGUCCUCCCUACCACGCAGCAGAGCUUCCAGCACGACUAUGGCGAUCAAGGGCACCGAUCGGAAAUGGCGCAAAUCACUAUUGAAGAUCAGAACGCCACACUGGAAUACAGAAGUAUAAAAAGCCCCUGCCAUGGACUGGUUGCAAACCAUGACCAUGUGCCACCAAAAGUUCCUCAGAGAGAAGCCUCACUCGGCUCCGCUAAUUCUGGGCUGACUCAGAAUGCUCUGAGCAAGAGGCUGGAUGUUCCUUCCCCUUCGUAUGCAAUCGAAUACAAGCGAAACUAUCCCAGCAAUUCAUUGCAGAGAAAUCCUCAAACAUCUGCCUUCAAACGAAACUACAAUACUAACUCUUCCAAUUCCUCCCAUCUCUCCAGAAACCAGAGUUUUAACAGAGGAGAGAACCCUCCCCCUGCACCGCAAAGAGUAGACUCCAUGCUGGUUAAUGCAGGCCAAUCUCAGACGCAGGCUGUGACCGUGUCUAGGAGAUCCAGCAUCACAGCACCAUACAACUCUCUGCCAAGACUGGGGCUGAAACGCACGCCCUCCAUAAAACCAGAUGUUCCACCAAAACCCACAUUUGGUCCCCAUUCAGCUUCCAUCAAAGCAAAUGACACAUGUACAUAAUCACAGUGGGAAGUACAAAAUGGUGUGGACCCUGCUUUCUGAGUCAGUGCUUUGCAACUGCAACACUAGUUUUGUGUUUUUCUUUUUAAAAGAAGAGCUGUUGUUAAGCUGAGAAUACUUAUCCCUUCUCCCUGGGAAAAGUGGAAUAUUUACUUGCGAUUGAUGCAGCUACUGAACUCAGCAGUUGAAAGGUGGGGUUAGCAGCUGUGGAACUUCCAUCUACGGGGAUUUAUGAUUGAUGCACAUGAACAGAACAAUGGGACGAUGAGCCUAAAGCACAAAACUGCGGCAAACGUGUAAUGUCUCCUUGACUCUACAGCAACUGCCCUUUAGGGAGAUGAGUUUCAAAAACAAAGCACUGAAGAUGUUGACUCAGACUUAACAAUAGCUGAAGUUUACUGUUUGCAGAUAGUCUCAGAUACUGUGAAAUGCCUCUCAGUGUUAUAUUCGCUUGGCUGAAGCAGAUAUCAGCCAUUUUGGCAAGGCUUUGGCCUACAUCUCUGCUAUUGUCCUUGUAAUGAUUAAUGUGACUUAACACUAAUAGCUCCUGGUAUUUAUUAUUUAAGUGCUAUUUCAAAUAUGACUGACUCCUUCAAAUGAAUUUAUGGAUAUUCUUUAAAAAAAAUCUGAAAAAAGUCUAAAAUGUAAUGUUUGUAAUUAUUUAAGUCAAGUCAAUUAACUGGAGACAUUCAAUACUUUUUUUUUUAAAGAUAACUGUCCACUAACAAUAUGGAGGUGGCAUACUGAGUGCAGUGUUUCUACUCAGCUGCUGGUUGGGUUAUCAAGGUGCUUGGGGAGGGGAGAAGCAAAGAAAGGGGCUAUUUAUUUUAUUGUGACAGGUUCAUUUCUUGGUGAGCUGAAUGGGGGAGUGCAUCAAUGAAAAUGUCCAAGUUUGUUCCCCUGAGGACUCGAACAGGAAAGGAAAGAAACUCAGAUAACCGUGCACACAGGUGGAGGCGCCAUCUAUUAUUCAGAGGAUGUCUAAGCAUUUAACAGCGGGUUGGUUUUGUCAGUAGUUCAUACUUGCAAAGUAGAAACUGGCACAUUGUGUGGCAGCAAAACUUAAUUUUGCACGUGGCACAGCAAUGGGUGGAGCCUGCUGAAAGACAAGCUGUUACAGUGCAUCAACAGUGCAUACUUCUAUCAUGCUGGUUCUAACUAGGAAUACAUCUGUGUGGCAAGCCUCUUUUUCCAUGUGUAAAUUUGUGCCUUACAACAACAAUUAUGUACAGUUCUAGCUAGUAAUGUGCAAAUAAUUCCCCACUUAAAAAAAAAAUUUUUUUUGCUAAAUUUUCCAUCCCAAUUGGAAUAAUUUGACUCUCACAGAAUAUUCAAGCUUGAGUCCCGGAAAAAUCCGGACACAGCGACAUACGAGUCGCACAGCCGUGCCAAUCCUCCCCUCCCAACAUGCGACAAUUGCAGAAGAUUUCAAGCUCACCCACAAUUCUCUGGGUGUGUUCCCUUUCAUCUUUAUUUCUGUACUGUAAUUGAACAUACAGUAUUCCCACUGGCUAAUUCGGAAAGAUGGAACGUGCUUUAAUAAUGUUUCUAUCAGUG